This is a messenger RNA of Zymoseptoria tritici IPO323, 414 nucleotides long. RefSeq lists its product as uncharacterized. NCBI's taxonomy places the organism in Eukaryota, Fungi, Ascomycota, Dothideomycetes, Mycosphaerellales, Mycosphaerellaceae. The transcript has 2 exons. Bases 1 to 414 code for a protein of 137 amino acids. The record is from RefSeq and is a predicted model, not a curated record.
AUGCUCAAUCGAUCGCUUUUCCAGCUCCACGUUUCCGACGUCGUGCUCAUCAGCACAUGGCUGAGGAUCCGAAUCGAACCAUGCGAACAGCCAGCAUCCAGCAUCCUCACCAUCGCAGAAUUCCGUCACGAUCAGUCGUUCUAUUCUUCGCUACCAGGAUUGGACAUUCUUUGGGACCUGAGCAUAUCGCAUCGGACGGUCAAGCUCAUUUUGGACGCUGCGAGUAUCAUCAUCGUAUCUCGGCCGGACCACAUCGAAGCGACGGAAAACAUCUCUCUCUCUCUCUCUCUCCCUCCCUCACAAUGCAAACGCCAGCAACACCGUCCUCCCUCCUCUUCGGCCGCCCACCCAACAUCGAACCAAUCGGAUUCUCUCGCCCACCACCAGAAACUCCAUCUCUCUUCUUCACCCUGA